This is a messenger RNA of Owenia fusiformis, 2842 nucleotides long. Lineage: Eukaryota; Metazoa; Annelida; Polychaeta; Sabellida; Oweniidae. The record is from the annotation of a GenBank genome assembly.
AAGAAAACAUGUGGUAGAAAAAGACAAAUUUAGGAUACGGAAAAGAAGUCGGAAAUAUGUUGUCUUCAAAAUGAAGUUGUCCGUAAUAGAUGUGCCUAAUGACAUCAUGGGCUAGAAAAUACAUCAUAUAUUCUUCGGAUUAUUUCACAAAUCAUUGAUGACAUCGUCUGAGAUUUCAAUGACUUACGACAUCAUGAAGUCGACGCACAUGUUCCGAGACCAAGUAAAUACAGUUACUGGCUGGUUCAGAGCAUGGAACGAAUGUGAACAAACAGUGGCAUUAUUUUCAUUGCUUAGGAAAAUUUCACCAACUCAGUCAAAGUUUCUCUCUCAAGUCCUUAAGCAGAGUUUAAUUGGAUGUACAGAAGUUGACACUCUCGAGAAGGAGGCAAAUAACCCAGAGUACAUCAGCAGCUUGUGUAAAGAAUCUAAAGAGAAUGCAGUCUCCCAACUACUAGCUCACCUCCCCCUAUUACAACCAGGCAAUACAGAUGCCAAAGCCGAAUAUCUCAAAAUUCUACCAAAGAUUUUGAAUCAUUCAAUUGAAAAUGCGACACAUAUUGAGGAAAGUCGCCAGCUCUUGUCAUAUUCAUUGAUUCACCCAGCCAUAAAUUCCGAGGAGCGAUCCCAGUUUACCAUAUGGCUUGGGAAUUUAGACGAUUGGUCAACGUCACUCCAAGGAAGUUUUUAUAACCCAGCAUCACUUGGAGGAAAUGUGACAUCACUCGCAGGAAAUACCACUCCAUCAUCAUCAUCCACAUCACAAAAUGGCACUAACCAAGAGGUCCAAUCGCAGUAUAUGCAAUACUUCGAGGAUCCAAUGGGAUUGCGCACUGGAGGUAAUGGAGGAGGGUCAGAUACCCACAAUUCAACACAACAACUCCCUGGAAGUCGUCUUAAUGAAUGGCAAGCCCCAGGGGCAAGGGAUUCUGGGAUUAUGGACAUAAAUGGAGAAAGUAAUCUUUUGCAUCCUGAUAUAGGGACGCAGAUUACCCAGAAUGCAGGUGCACCUAAGUGUGCCCUGAUAGGUGCUAAUUUUGGGGGCCAAAUGCGGGAACAUACCCCUCUUCAUAUGACCAACUCAGCCCCUACUGGAUACCCCUUGGCUGGAUCUCAAGGUGGAAAUCAAGCAAACACUCACACUCGACUAAAACGUACCACAUCAACCACAACACCUUCACCAUUAAAUCUCUCCGGUUCCUCUGUCAAUGAUUGGCUCAAUUCAAACUCUGAAGAUUCUGGGGUGCGACAAUCCAAGUCCACGGGUGAACACGCACCAUUGUCACCUCAGAGCAGUGUGACAUCAUCAGGUAGCAGCGAUGAUCGGCAGGAGGACGUGACAAAGAAUCGCUUUGUAGAGGAUGGAAGUGGGAUGAAAGAUGUCCCCAUCUGGUUGAAGGGUCUGCGACUCCAUAAAUAUGCCACACUAUUCCAGACUCUUACUUAUGAAGAAAUGCUCGGUCUUACAGAGCAAUUCCUAGAAACUCAAAAUGUGACAAAAGGUGCUAGACACAAAAUUGUACUAAGUAUUGCCAAACUGAGAGAAAGACCAGGGUUGCUCAAACAAUUGGAAAAGGAGGUUAUAGAAGGAGGAUCAAUUAAAUCAGCUUUGACUGAAAUGCGGGGCAUUCUUCAAACGCCAAUUAAACUAUACAGACAGCCCUCCAAUGAGACGAAUGAAUCAGCCGACUCUGCCCUCCCAUCCCCAACAGGGACAGAGGGAGAUGGUUCAACAAUUCCUGAGUUAGAUCUUGCCAGCAGGUUCACCAGGGUCAUGGGAAAAGUUUGUACACAGCUGCUGGUGUCCAGUCACACUGAUGAUGAAUGUUGUAACCUAUACACACAGCUGAUUGACAAGUGCAUCAACCAUGAGGCCUUCACCCAGAAACAAAAGAAGUUGUUGUUCUCUUGGAAACAGCAACUGCAGAAGAUCUGGCAGCCACAUCCUCAACGUUAUGGAGCUGACAACAGGCCCAAACGCAACUCAUGGGGAACAUUUCCAAGAGGGACGGGGAAUGCUCCAUUUGCGACAAACAACAUCCAACGCAGAUUGAGUGCCCAUGCUCAGCCAACUGGUCAAACGACAUGGAGCUUUGGAAACUCCAAAAAACUGAUUGGAAACAGUGGCACUGGGGGUCACACUGCACUUGCCAGGAAUUCAUCAUUCAAUCUAGCAGUGACGCGGCCAAGUUCUAUUGAUGAAAUGAAGAAACAAGUGACCCGUACACACUCACUGCCUUCCAGGGCCAACCCGUCAUCUACGUUCUACAGGCAACCCACUGCCCCUGAAAAUAGUGCCACGGAGCCAGAAAUUAAUGCACGAUUAGACUCACUGUGUUUGAGUAUGACGGCUCAUGCACUUGGUGGAUUUGAUACAAUGGACAAAACCUCUACAUUUUAGCCAAAGCUCCUAUUUGUGAGAGAUAUUUUCAAUAAAAUGAAGCAUCAUAAGACCCAGUGCUCAAACUAUUUCUCUACUGAUUUUGUCACCAUGGCAGCAAUAGAGCUUGAUGGAUAUAUCUCAUCUCUAUGGAAACUGAUGAAACUGAAGACUUGAGAUGAAUGAUGACCAUUAUAACAUUGAACUACAUUGUUAUGUGAAAUUGAUGCAGAUAUGUCAUUGAAGUUAUAUAGGACAUUGCUACUUGUUUCAAUCUAAUCUGGAGUCAACCAUAGAACUUUGUCACACCAGCAUCUAUCUGAUUGUUUUAGUUGCCAGAGUAAUAUGGUUGACAUAGAAACAUGGUUGUCAUGGAUGUUAUAGAAGUAUUAUUGCCUUACAAAUAUAGUUGCCAUAGAAGCAUGGUGACCAAUGGAAGAUGAUGUUCACAUUGAAUAUGAU